Wasmannia auropunctata (little fire ant) is the source of this 2380-nucleotide messenger RNA. RefSeq names its product transmembrane and TPR repeat-containing protein 4 (gene Tmtc4). Gene Ontology annotation, biological process: endoplasmic reticulum unfolded protein response; protein O-linked glycosylation via mannose. Gene Ontology annotation, cellular component: endoplasmic reticulum. Gene Ontology annotation, molecular function: protein binding; mannosyltransferase activity. Lineage: Eukaryota; Metazoa; Arthropoda; Insecta; Hymenoptera; Formicidae. The coding region runs from base 216 to 2363 and encodes 715 amino acids. The transcript is spliced from 11 exons. The record is from RefSeq and is a predicted model, not a curated record.
CGGGCUUAAGAUGAAACCACCACCGAUAUGCUCUCUCCAGUCCUCCAUGCCAGAGGCCUAGGCGCCCUAGGCCAUGGUGGAAGCGCUGACGGUCUUUAACAAUAUCUUGUCAGUGGUUUCGACCAUGUUUUCUUAUAUGAAAAGUUUGUUUAUUUUCGAGAGUACGAAUGAUUGUAUUUAUAAACAAAGAUAGUAAUCUGUUUUUUAUUUAAAAUAUGAAAAAUAAAAUAGUGACUUAUUUGCCAGCUGUUUCGCCAUCGCUUUCUCCUUGGAUAAUCGUAAUUUUGUCACUUUGUUUUCUCAACAGUUAUGACGGAAAUUUUGUUUUUGACGAUACCGAGGCUAUCGUCAAUAAUAUUGAUGUACGUGACACACCAUUCUGGGAUAUAUUUCAAAAUGACUUUUGGGGUACUAAAUUAUCCCACAAGCAAAGCCACAAAUCGUACAGACCUCUUACCAUCCUUAGUUUCAGAUUACAUUUUUGGUUACGACAAGACUUAGUUUCACAGGACUUUCAUAUUGUAAACAUAAUAUUACACAGUGUAAUUUGUUUACUAACUUUAUUCGUAUACAAUGUAUUUUUGGGGCCAGAAGGACAGAGUAUCUCAUUUUAUGCCACAGCUUUAUUCGCCGUUCAUCCAAUUCAUACAGAGGCUGUAUCUGGAAUUGUUGGACGUGCUGAAUUAUUAUGCAGUUUAUUUACAUGGCUAUCAAUUUUGUUGUACAGCCAUAUAAUACAUGCAAAAAAUAUAGUACGUGCAUGGGUUGCUAUGCCCAGUUUUGUUAUUUGUAUAACUGCAGCAAUGCUGUGUAAAGAAACUGGAAUCACUACAAUUGGUAUUUGUGCAAUAUAUGAUAUAGUUAUUGUGAACAAAAUAUAUCCAAUUGACAUAAUCAAAUUUUUUUCGUUUAAACACAUUAAUAAAAAUUUAAAUAACUUGAUUAAAUAUAAAAAUACUGUGUUACGACUUGCCGCACUUGUUUUCAUCGCAAUAAUACUCUUAUUUCUCAGAUUUAGUAUUAUGGGGUUUUCCACUCCAAAAUUUCAAUCAGUAGAUAAUCCAGCAUCUUUUAUGGAUAAUAUAUUGCUUCGUAUACUUAAUUAUAAUUAUAUCUAUUGCCUGAAUAUAUGGUUACUUAUAUGCCCCAUAUGGCUCUGUUUCGACUGGUCAAUGGGCUGUGUAUCUCUGAUCACUGGCUAUGAUUAUAGAACUUUUGUGGUCAUUAGUUCCUGGUUCAUGUUUGGAACGUUAAUUAUAUACACGUUUACCUCUUAUAAGGACAAGACUUUAAGAUACGUAAUUAUGGGACUUACAAUAUUGAUUUGUCCUUUUCUGCCAGCUAGUAAUAUUUUCUUCAAUGUUGGAUUUGUUUUGGCAGAGAGAGUAUUAUAUAUUCCUUCGGCGGGAUAUUGUUUAUUGGUUGUUAUAGGCUUACAGAAAUUUUCUGCCAGAUUUUCAUUGACUAAAACGUCGUUAUUAGCAUAUGCGAUGCUCAUUCUAUUAUUAUUUAUACGUUCUUGGAUAAGGAGUAGUCAGUGGAGAAAUGAGAAGUUACUUUUUCAAUCGGCAUUAGACGUAUGUCCUCUCAAUGCAAAAGUGCAUUACAAUAUCGCGAAAAAUGCUGCGGAUGCAGGAGACGUUCAUCUUGCCAAAUUGGAAUAUCAAGAAGCUUUACGAUUAAAUCCAAAAUAUGCUCAAGCUAUGAAUAAUCUUGGCAAUUUACUCAAGGAUGACGGGCAGCUUUUGGAAGCUGUAAGUUUGUUUAAACAAGCUGUUAAUUUACAGAAAGAUUUUUCUACGGCGUGGAUGAAUCUAGGUAUAGUUCAGUCAGCAUUGAAAAAAUAUGAGGAAUCAGAAGUGAGCUAUUUUAUGGCUCUACAACAUCGAUCAAAUUAUCCAGAUUGUUAUUAUAAUCUCGGUGUAUUGUAUCUGGAACGAAGACAAUACGAUAAAGCAUUGAAAGCUUGGAUAAACGCAACUAAACAAAAACCUACGCAUAAACGAGCAUGGACAAAUAUGAUACUACUAUUAGAUGAUUUAGAUAAGACAGAAGAAGCAUUAAAAAUGGCAAAUAAAGCUUUGAAAUUUAUUCCAAAUCAUGCUUCUAUCUAUUUUAAUAUUGCUAACAUUUUGGGGAAAAAAGGAAAAUACGAGGAAGCAGAAAUACAAUUUAAACAGGCGAUAUCGAAAGAUCCUACAGCUCCUAUGAUUUAUGCAAACUUAGGUGUUUUAUAUCAUCGUUCGAAUAAAUUAAAUGCAGCAGAGGAAAUGUAUAAGAAAGCACUACAAUUAAAGCCAGAUUUAUAUAGUGCAAAAGACAACUUGCAAAGAUUAUAUACAUUAAAGGCAUCAAUAAAAUGACAGAUACAAAAACUUUA